AUGGAUGAACUAGUGACUCCUGAGAGUGACGCUGCGAAAGGAAACGAAGCGAUGGGAAUACGAUCCGCUGUUGCGGAUGACGCAAAGGCCGUGAACGGAGCAGGCGAAAAUUUGCCUGCUGCUUUUGGUGGUGCAGGUUUAUGCGGUGAUGCGCCAUGUGGACUUGAUUACUACGAACUCGAGCUGGUAUACUCUGGGUAG
Peronospora matthiolae is the source of this 201-nucleotide messenger RNA. NCBI's taxonomy places the organism in Eukaryota, Oomycota, Peronosporomycetes, Peronosporales, Peronosporaceae. The record is from the annotation of a GenBank genome assembly.